AUGAAAGGAAGUGAUAUAUUCUGUGCAUCUCAAGUUGCAACAUCAGUUUGUCUGAGUAUGGAAGAAUCCUCGUCUUCUUCUUCGACCAUUCAACUUGAACUCGGGAGUGACCGAACUAUAGACCGGUACAAUCCCAUUAUCAGAGACUCGAGAAGAAAUGGAAAAUCACUCCCACCUUGCAAUUCUCAGAAGCUACCUAUUAGUCCCAAGCCGCGCAAAAAACAGCAGAAAAAUAACCGGCAGAACUCUUCAGGGGAGAAUGCCGAGGAAGAAAAGAAGAAAUUCAUGAAGCCAAAUGGUCAGAAAAUAAAAGGCAGUAAUUUUGAUACAAAUGAGGAUGAUAAUAAGAAUAAUUCUAUCAGUAUAAGGAAGAGCUGGAGUUGCACCUGGCCUGGAGAUUUCAUCAGCCCUGCGAGUUCUACUAGGUACUUAUUGAGUGAUAAAUCUUUCUUGGGCGGGUUAUCGGAAUCUGAUCCUGGUCUGAAAUUGGUUCCUGGAGAACAAUCCAAGCCGUCUGGAACUAAGGAAACAGAUGAGUUGUUCGAGGCAAAACCGCCAUCUCCAGAACAGGAGGUUGUUCUUAGAGUGUCACUAGAUUGUAGAGGAUGUGAAAAGAAAUUGAAAAAACAUCUCUCUAAAUUGGAAGGGGUAACAUCUUUCAACAUAGAUUUUGCGGGGAAGAAGGUGACGGUGAUUGGAAAUGUGACUUCGUUGGACGUCCUUGAAAGCAUAUCAAAGUUGAGGAAUGCCAAUUCGUGGAGGCCGGCACUACUCAAUUCCGGCACCUCACUACUAAAGAAGGACUACAUAGGAGUAGCUGCUUCUUAG
Fraxinus pennsylvanica is the source of this 828-nucleotide messenger RNA. NCBI's taxonomy places the organism in Eukaryota, Viridiplantae, Streptophyta, Magnoliopsida, Lamiales, Oleaceae. The record is from the annotation of a GenBank genome assembly.